This is a messenger RNA of Mesorhabditis spiculigera, 375 nucleotides long. The record is from the annotation of a GenBank genome assembly. NCBI's taxonomy places the organism in Eukaryota, Metazoa, Nematoda, Chromadorea, Rhabditida, Rhabditidae.
AUGGUUCGUGUCGUGAAGAAGUUGUCGCUGCUGCUCCUUGUCGUCGUCGGGCCCGUCGUCCGGGCCGCAGAAGCCGGCAAUGAUGGAGACUGCAAAAUGGCAGAAGCCGAGCUGAUGACGUGGCUGGUGCUCGCCUCGGUGAUCCCGUUGAUCAUCAACCUCACCACCUUCGUCCUCACCAUCCUCACGAUUCUACAGCUGCGCAAGAUGAAGAACAUCACCGAGUCGAUCACGUCCAGCACCCACUGGCUGUCCCGCUCGGCCAUCCGCGUCGGCAUCGGCGCCACGGCCAAGAAGGCCCUCCUCGACUAUGCGCGGACGAAAGAAGAGCUCAAGAUGCUCAUCCCCACCGCCACCGGCGACAAGAAGAAUCAA